UAAAAUUUAGGACUACGCCAAAAAUGCACGGAAAAAUUUUCAUCUUGAUUCUUGCGGUGCUGCCAUGUUUGUUCCUGUAUAAAUCUGAUGGUUUGGUCAUUGAUGAACGUUGGUAUUCGCCAGGACGUACGGACUUCGUGUUGGACAACCAAUUCUACACUCUUCUAGAAAGGAGAAGUAAUUCCAAACUCACGGACCUUAGGAAAGCUCAGCUAACCCGCGUCAGUGAACAAGGCGUCAACAAAUACAAUGUCAAAGGUGACGCAAAUGACGCAGCGAUGAUCUUUUUUAGCCUGAAGCCAACAAGUGUAACUUAUAAAGUUCCAUCGAUAUAUCGGUGUGGUCGGAGACGCUGCAGCAGAAGAAGGUACAGGAUAAGGAGCAGAUAUAGGCGGAAGUACGUGAACAGAAAGAGAAGGGCGCGUAAAAUGAGGAAAUGGGUCCGAAAGUAUGGUGGUCAAAAAGUAAGAAAAUAUAACCGGAAGAUCGUGCGAAAAUCAAGAAAAAAUGGUCGAGGAAAAGUAAGACGGAAACAUAGAAAAUCUGGUUAUAGACGAAAGAGGCGAAAAGUUAGAAGAAGCAGAAAAAGGUCCAGAAACGGGAGAAAGAAAUGGAGGAAGAAAUUAAGAAAAAACAGGCGAAGAAAAUAUAGAAGCAAGAGAAAGAGAUGGGGGAAGAAAUCAAGAAGAAGCCGACGUAGGCGGUCUAGGGGAAGAUGGAGAUCCGGAAGAUGGUCCCGGAAGUACAAAAGUAAAUAUUUCGAGGCCUCCGGAAAGGUUGGUGUGUACAGAGUAUCGCUAAAAAUAAAACCGUACAGUACCCAGAUCGUAUUUCUUUCGCCCAGAACAAGGUCUCUCUACAAUGGCAGUGGAGGCAUAACACGCAUCUAUAAUUUCAAGCCGGCUCGAGUAUCUUGGUGGCGUUUGAUAAAAUUGUUUUGAGAGUUAAUCAUUAAAGUCAUUCGAAUAUUUCAGCAAAUUUGAUUUUUUUUUUCGAGGACGUACAUUUGUACGCUUGCGAUGCAUUUGUGAUUUUGUUUAUUCAGAAACAACAUCCUGUAUAAAGUCAACAACGAUUUAAAACAAUUUCAAAAUAAAUAUUAAUGCAUCUGAA
Molecule: messenger RNA, 1113 nt
Organism: Saccostrea cuccullata (small rock oyster)
Lineage: Eukaryota; Metazoa; Mollusca; Bivalvia; Ostreida; Ostreidae
Product: luc7-like protein 3
Exons: 3
Coding region: 24-941 (305 amino acids)
Source: RefSeq, a predicted model, not a curated record